GCAAACCAAAAAAGAAAAUUAUAUAAAAAAAAAAAUAAUAAUAAUAAGGUUUAGAUCCUUUUUACGACGGUCCCCUCUCGAAAACCUUUCUCUUUCAUUCCAAUCAUACAAUAAAUCUCUCAAACACCACAAAUUCAGAAAGUGAUGGCUUUAUUCGAUACUCAUCACCCUGGAGUUUUUGCAUUUGGUCUUCUUGGUAACAUUAUCUCCUUCAUUGUGUUCUUGGCUCCUGUGCCAACAUUUAUGAGAAUAUGUAAGAAGAAAUCAACAGAAGGGUUUCAAUCAGUUCCAUAUGUGGUGGCACUUUUUAGUGCAAUGUUGUGGUUAUAUUAUGCUUCAUUCAAUUCUAAUGAAACCCUUCUCAUUACUAUCAAUUCUGUUGGCUGUCUCAUUGAGACUCUUUACAUUGCCAUCUUCAUUGUUUUUGCUCCUAAACAAAUUCGGGUUUCAACGUUGAGAUUUGUUCUUCUAUUGAACUUUGGAGGGUUUUGCAUAAUUCUACUUGUUACUCACUUCUUAGUUCAUGGCUCUAAUCAAGUGAAGGUUGUUGGAUGGAUUUGUGUCGCCUUCUCCGUCUCUGUCUUUGCCGCUCCCCUUACCAUCAUGAGAUUGGUGAUUCGCACAAAGAGCGUGGAGUUCAUGCCCUUUUCAUUAUCGUUUUUCCUCACACUUAGCGCAAUUACAUGGCUUCUUUACGGCGUAUUUCUCAAAGACAUCUAUGUUGCGCUUCCAAAUGUGUUGGGAUUUAUAUUUGGAGUAGCACAGAUGAUCCUAUAUUUGAUUUACAGAAAGUAUGAGAUAGCCAUAGCAAAGGAAAUGAAGCUACCAGAACAAACAAAAAUGGACGAUAUUGCAAUGAAACAAAAACAAGAUUCUUCUGUUGAAGCAAUUGAGGUAAUAAUAACGACCAAUAUCGAAGAAAUCGAACUCGGCAACGACAACAAUGACGAUGACGACAAACAUAAUCACAAAACAUUGGAAGUGAUCAACCACCAAAUUACAGACCUUAAUCAUGUUUAACCAUAUGUUGUCUUCUAAUUAAAUCUCUUUGUUUUGUUCAUGUUUGUACGUUUUGUAAUGCUUUAAAUUUUGGUGUUUUGGUUUAAUUAUGUACUUACCCAACUUUUCUCUAAGCUACCAUGUAAUAAUGUUAUAAUAGCUAGAGAUUAGUGACUAUGGUACGUGCAUAACUAAAGUAUAUAGUUUUCUUUUUGGCUCUCAUGUAAUUAAUAAUUAUUUUAAUCAAUCGUGUUUUGAUGGAUAAAA
This is a messenger RNA of Cucumis melo (muskmelon), 1266 nucleotides long. Its product is annotated as bidirectional sugar transporter SWEET12-like. Gene Ontology annotation, molecular function: sugar transmembrane transporter activity. Gene Ontology annotation, cellular component: membrane. Gene Ontology annotation, biological process: carbohydrate transport. The coding region runs from base 145 to 1020 and encodes 291 amino acids. The record is from RefSeq and is a predicted model, not a curated record. The transcript has 6 exons. Lineage: Eukaryota; Viridiplantae; Streptophyta; Magnoliopsida; Cucurbitales; Cucurbitaceae.